Molecule: messenger RNA, 11314 nt
Organism: Epinephelus fuscoguttatus (brown-marbled grouper)
Lineage: Eukaryota; Metazoa; Chordata; Actinopteri; Perciformes; Serranidae
Product: E3 ubiquitin-protein ligase HECW1
Exons: 30
Coding region: 216-5171 (1651 amino acids)
Biological process (GO): regulation of dendrite morphogenesis
Molecular function (GO): protein binding; ubiquitin-protein transferase activity
Source: RefSeq, a predicted model, not a curated record
GGAUGUGACUACAGCCUCUCUGUCGCGUGCCUCAUCGGCCCUUUAAUCGGUCCGCCGUUUGUUUGUGUCCCUCCUGCCUUUUACCGUCGAAAUGGAGCUCGGUGGAAAUUAGCAGGCGUGUACCCCUUCGAGUCCUCACCCUUCCCGUUGGAGAAUGAUCCACCGGCAGGUUAUUUUAUCCCAGGUUUUGGUCUGCUUUGGGUUGACUGGUCAUUAUGCUGAUGCAGCUCUGUAGUAUCAAGAACUUGUACCAGAAUCGGUUCCUGGGGCUGGCGGCCAUGGCCUCCCCGACCCGCAGCAGCCAGACCCGCCAGCGCUGCAAGGAUGCGGUUCGUCACAGCUACGGCCCGGACACCUACACCGUCAAUGGUCUGAACCAGGAGGCCUUCAUGCUGGGGCUGUCGCGCUCCACCAGCGACACCGAUCUGGUCUCCCCGGACGCUCGCUCCACCCUCACCAUCAGCUCCUCCCACUACACUAUAGGUCAGUCUGAAGACCUGGUGAUCACAUGGGACAUCAAGGAGGAGGUGGAUGCUGGAGACUGGAUUGGCAUGUACCUUAUUGAUGAGGCUUUGUCUGAGAACUUUCUGGACUACAAGAAUCGAGGCAUCAAUGGAUCUCACAAGGGACAGAUCGUUUGGAAAAUUGACUCCAGCGCAAACUUCAGUGACUCUGAGACGCAGGUCUGCUUCAGGUACUACCACGGUGUCACCGGAGCGCUGAGGGCAACCACACCCAGCAUAACUAUAAAGAAAGGCCCUGCACCUGUAUUAAAGCCAGUGGUUAGUCCUGAAGUCAACCAUGGACUGGGCAACAGGAGACUCAUUAACUUUUCCCUGUCAGACCUCCAGGCAGUUGGUUUGAAGAAGGGGAUGUUCUUCAACCCCGACCCCUACCUGAAGCUUUCCAUCCAGCCUGGAAAGCACAGCAUCUUCCCCUCGCUGCCACACCACGGCCAGGAGAAGCGCUCCGGAGUGGUCUGCAACACAGUCAACCCACAGUGGAGCACCGAGAGGUUCAACUUCGUGUCUCUCCCCACGGACGUCCUGGAGAUCGAGGUGAAGGAUAAGUUUGCCAAGAGUCGGCCGAUCAUCAAGCGUUUCCUGGGGAAGCUCUCUGUCCCUGUCCAGAGGCUGCUGGAAAAACACGCCAUUGGGGAUCGGGUGGUGAGUUAUUCGCUGGGUCGCAGGUUGCCAACAGAUCAUGUCUGCGGCCAGCUGCAAUUCCGCUUUGAGCUGACCUCUUCUAUUCACCCAGAUGAUGAGGAGAUCUCCCUGGUCAUAGAGUCAGCCUGUCCUGAGGGGGGAAAUGCAGCCAACGACAACCAUGUUGAUGAAGACACACUUAGUGUGGGACCUGACAUGCCUGACCUCCCCCUGGAUGUCCCUCCUGACCCUGAGACCUCUGUGCCCUCAGCCUCCACAGCGGAAGCAUCCACACCUGAGGAGGUCCGUCCUGCUGAGACAGAGGAGGCUGAGGUGACACCAGAGGUGGAGCAAGAAACUGUGGAGGAGGAGAGCACAGUGAGGGAGGAGCCUCCGUCUGUGGAGCCACAGGUUGAGCAGCAGGAGGGGAGCAGUGGAGAGGUGGGAGAGGAGGGAGGAGAGGAGAGGCAGCAGGAUGAAGGAGAGGGGGAGCAGAGAGCAGAGUCUGCACCACCAGCUGAGGAGGAGACGACAGCAGAAGAAAAGGAGGAUGGGGAGGAAACAUGGCCACAGCCAGACUCUGACAAUCCUGUAGCAGUAACAGUAAACAGUGGGGCUGCUACCAUGGAGGCCCCCACAGAGGGAGACACCACGUCCCAGGAGGCCCCUGUAGAACCAGCUGAAGGGGCCCCACAGGAGGUGACACAGGGAGAGGAAAGAAACUGUGUCCCCUGCACCUGCCCAUCCAUCUUCUCAAACUACAACUCCCACGCUCCCUCGCGCCGCAAAAACCGCCCCUGCUCCCUUCCCGUGUCGGAGCUGGAGACGGUGAUCGCGUCGGCCUGCGGUGAACCGGAGACGCCUCGGUCCCACUACAUCCGGAUCCACCACCUCCUCCACAGCCUCCCCUCGGCCCAGCACAGAGCUCCCAGCCAGGAGGACGAGGAGGAGACAGGGGAGGGAGAGAACACAAGCACCACACAAGAUACCAACUCCACAUCACCAACGCUUAAAUCCUCGAAAGAUCAGGACGGGCAGGAGGACGAGGACGAGGAGGAUACAACCCAGUCCCCCUCUCAGGUCCCAGAGUGUCCAGGCCCCUGCUGCCGUCGCUCCCUACCCCGCAGCCUCUCCAUUGAGCGCCUCUCUGAGCUGAACCAGCUCCUGGAGGGAGAGGGAGGAGGAGGAGGACACACAGUGGUCAGGAGGAUCUCUCCGUCCUGCCUGGAGAGCGAGGAGGGGGAUUCCAGUAACGGAGGAGGGAGAAGAGUCGGCGGCAGCACCCACAGACAUCCCGGUGAGAACGAGUGCGAGUUCUGUGACACCUCCUGCUACAGCACUUCCUGCUACAGCACUUCCUGUUACAGCACGUCGUGCUACAGCAACUCGGGCUACGAGGGGAGGAGCCGCUUCUGCAGCCACACACGCCUCUCCUCGGUGGACAGCAACAGGCUCUCCGGCAGCACUGUGUUCUCCUCACAGGACGAAGAUGAAGAUGAGGAGAGCGCCUUCGAGUCGGUGCCUGAAGCCGGCCACACGCCAGAGGGCCAGGAGGUGGGCGGGGCAGGAGGAGAGAGGAGGGCGGGGAGAUGGAAGGAGGCCAGGAGAGGAGAGCAGGGGGAACCAGCUGUAGCGGGGCCCAGCGAUAGAAACAACAUCGGCUCAGGCUUCUCCCCUCCUGUUGGCAAUCUUCCAGUCCUGCGACCCAGCCAUGACCUAAACCAUUCUCCUGCUGCCACUGACCAAGCCUUACCUCCAAACUGGGAGGCUCGCAUCGACAGCCACGGCAGAGUUUUCUAUGUGGACCACGUCAACCGGACCACGACCUGGCAGAGACCGAACCACGGGGGCAAGUGUAACCAUGGCAUCCCCCGCUCAGGAUCCACACAGCAGAUGGAACAACUCAACAGAAGGUACCAGAACAUCCAGAGGACCAUGGCCACAGAGGAGGACGGAGGGAGCCCCAGGUUGGAGCGGAGCAGCAGCACAGAGACCGAUCCUGAUUCUGCCCCGCCAGGCCCCGCCUCUCCUGUCAAUCACCAGAAGGUCAGCAAUCUCCUUCAGUCACCUGCCGUCAAGUUCAUCACACACCCAGAGUUCUUCACUGUGUUGCACAGUAACUAUGCAGCCUACCGGAUGUUCACCAGCAGCAGCUGUGUGAAACACAUGAUCCUGAAGGUGCGUCGCGAUGCCAGGAACUUUGAGCGCUACCAACAUAAUCGGGACCUGGUGGUUUUCCUCAACAAGUUCGCAGACACUCAGCUAGAGCUGCCGAGAGGCUGGGAGAUCAAGACCGACCCCCAGGGCAAGUCCUUCUUUGUAGACCACAACAGUCGAGCCACCACCUUCAUCGACCCUCGUAUCCCUCUGCAGAACGGCCGGCUGCCCGGCCACCUCGCCCACAGACAACAUCUGCAGAGACUACGCAGCUACAGCGCUGGAGAGGCCUCUGAUGUGUCCAGGAGUCGGGGGGCCUCUCUGAUGGCCCGGCCUGGAAACAGCCUGGUAGCUGCCAUACGAAGCCAGCACAACAACUCACAGCUGACCGCUCCAUCGUACAAUGACAAGAUUGUGGCGUUCCUCCGACAGCCGAACAUAUUUGACAUGUUGCAGGAGCGACAGCCCAGCCUUAGCAGAAACCAUGCACUGAGGGAGAAGAUCCACUAUAUUCGGACAGAAGGAACUCAGGGGGUGGAGAAGUUGUCAUGUGAUGCAGACCUCGUCAUCCUGUUAAGCUUAUUUGAAGAGGAGAUCAUGUCUUAUGUUCCACCUCACCCCAUCCACCCCGGCUUCAGCUUCUCUCCUCGCUGUUCCCCCGCCUCCUCACCACAGAACUCUCCUGGCCUGCAGAGAGCCAGAGCUCCAGCUCCUUACCGCAGAGACUUUGAAGCCAAACUAAGAAACUUCUACAGGAAAUUAGAAGCCAAGGGCUACGGGCAGGGACCUGGAAAGAUCAAGUUGCUGAUCAGGAGAGAACACUUGCUGGAGGGAACCUUCAACCAGGUGAUGGCGUACUCCCGCAAAGAGCUGCAGAGGAACAAACUCUACGUCACUUUCCUGGGAGAGGAGGGAUUGGACUACAGUGGUCCAUCCAGAGAGUUCUUCUUCCUCUUGUCUCAGGAGCUGUUUAAUCCGUACUACGGCCUGUUUGAAUACUCCGCCAACGAUACAUACACCGUUCAAAUCAGCCCCAUGUCAGCGUUUGUUGAGAACCAUCUGGAAUGGUUCCGUUUCAGUGGUCGUAUCCUGGGCCUGGCUCUGAUCCAUCAGUACCUGCUGGAUGCUUUCUUCACCAGACCCUUCUACAAGGCACUGCUCAGACUGCCGACAGACCUGUCUGACCUGGAGUAUCUGGAUGAGGAGUUCCACCAGUCUCUGCAGUGGAUGAAAGACAACGACAUCACUGACAUCUUGGACCUCACCUUCACCGUCAAUGAGGAGGUCUUUGGCCAGGUGACAGAGCGGGAGCUGAAGUCGGGCGGCACCAACCUCCAGGUGACUGAGAAGAACAAGAAGGAUUAUAUAGAGCGAAUGGCCAAGUGGAGGGUGGAGAGAGGAGUGGUGCAGCAGACAGAGGCGCUGGUCAGAGGCUUCUACGAGGUGGUUGACUCCAGGCUGGUGUCUGUGUUUGACGCACGGGAGCUGGAGCUAGUUAUCGCUGGUACAGUUGAGAUCGACCUCAGUGACUGGAGGACCAACACCGAGUACAGAGGAGGUUACCAUGAUGGUCACAUAGUGAUGCGGUGGUUCUGGGCUGCCGUGGAGCGCUUCAACAACGAGCAGCGUCUCCGCCUGCUGCAGUUUGUCACCGGGACGUCCAGCGUGCCCUACGAAGGCUUCGCCGCACUGCGGGGAUCCAACGGCCUGCGACGAUUCUGCAUUGAAAAGUGGGGCAAAGUUACAUCACUACCCAGGGCUCACACCUGUUUUAACCGUCUGGACCUGCCUCCGUACCCUUCAUACACCAUGCUGUAUGAGAAACUGCUGAUCGCGGUGGAGGAAACCAGCACGUUCGGCCUGGAGUGAGACAGACGAGACAGACAAAUCAACACUGCGUCCCUCUCCAUGUGACACUGAGUGGGUUAAAAUGCGGGGGGGAAACAAAGCAGCUCCUGUGGGCUUAACUCGUCAUAAAGAUACCUGGAUUGUACUCGACAAAGUUUUUGGGUCAUGUGGAUGUACGUCACUGUUACGGUACUGUGUGUUCGAGUCUCUCACCUAGCUAUGAGGAUCUUUAUGACUGCACCCAGCACUUCGUACACCACAGCAGGACUAUGGUUAUUUUUGUUGUAAUCAUAAAGACUGGAGAACAAGUAACAGUACAACAGAUAUAUAGAUCAAUCAGAGUUGCACGUACCAAAAUGAUCAUCCAUCCGAUGAUGAAAAAAUACAGUUAUAGAAGAUUCUGAAAACAAGGCCUUUACGUAAAGUCUAACACAUUAUUAUGAUCGCUAAAUACUUGAGAUCUUGUUGGAAUUUAUCUUUAAAUGUAUGCUUACACCUGGGUUGAAACUUUAAAGUCACAGAAAGGAUUUUAACGACAAGAGUGAGGCAUGAUAAAACGUACAGUGUGCUCAUAUACUGUAACGACGAAGAAUCAAGUCAGACAGAAAGCUAAGAGAAAUAUAGACAGAGACUACGACUGCACAAAUAAUGCAAACAGUGCACAUACACGACAAAGCUUCAGGUUUGCCUAAAUGAAAAUUGUUCAGUUCAGAUGAAUCUAUAAAUACGGCUUUAACAAAGUUAAAGGUUGCAGAUUUUAAAAAGCUCCUCAGAUGGUCGCAAACUCUGUUAGCCCCGGUGCCAAAGGUACAAUCAUGACUGGUUUUCAAUCUGGAGAGCCUACUUCAUUGUGAUCAUUAGGUAUUUUACCUCCAGUAGGAACCUGCCUGAGGAUCUGAGAUUGGGAUCUGGUACAUAAAUAACUAAAGAAAUGCAAUGUAGCUUUGUGCCAGACACCAGGCAUUUAAAGGCUUCAGGGGCGAUCAGUUGAACCUUACAAUCACGUCUAAAACUGUAACUAAUGUAAAGAUGCUUGAAUUAUAAAUAUAUAUAUAUAUACAUAUAUAUUGUCUGUUUGCUCCAGUUAGAGCUGCGGAACCAACAGGAGCCUGAAGGAUGGAUGACAUUUUUAGACCACUUAGCUUUUGGGUUGAAGUUCAAGAAAUCAUGACAAAAGAGGGCGAUGAAGGAUUCCUGCACUUUGCAAGGUGAUUUCAAGCCAAAUGUGAAGGCAAAAUAUAUGCAGAUGAUUUAUUAAGUGCAGGUAGAGCCCUGUAAAAUUAUAAGAAAAUAGAGCCUAAAUCUGAGCCCUGAGGAACUAUGAGGAUUUCAAUGACUUACUGGGUGUAAAUGAGCUGGAACACUGAAGGGAUACAUCCAUGUCAGUAAUACUGAAGCCAACCACACACAUUGUCUUGUUAUACUCUCAGAUAACUAUAGCAAUUAUGUUUCUUUUUCAAGCAAUGUCAAUGUCUUCAACAAGCUCUCUGUGAUGAGCAGAGACACGAGAGAAGUGCUGAAAGUCUUUCUUUUGCUAAGGAAUAGGAAAGGUCUGACAGUGGAAAGAGGAAUGUAGGGAUACUUCAUUAACAAUUGGCCUUUGGUAUAAUUCAGAUACAGACCACUGACAGCAAAUCCAGGUAAAGGGUGUGGUAUAUCCCCUUCAAGUGUCAGCAACUGCUACAAUACUUUAUCCAGUUCGGAUACUCAAGAAGUAUUGUAUCGUCCAGGAAGGCCUACAUCCGGACCUGCGCCAUCCUAUUCUCUGUCUCUGUCUGGUUCAGUCCAAAGUGAGGACAGUAGCUGGACGCAGACCUUUCAUGUUCCCCUCUGGAUGGACAGCGGUGUUACUGACAAAGAACUCCCGACAGUCUCUCCAAGCUUUCUUGCUCUGCCAUGCUUUCAAAGGCAGAGACAAUGAUGUCACGUCUCCUCUAUCAACGUAGCCAUCAAUGCCAACUCAAGGGCUCCUGGGAUUCCUUCUGUGGAGACUGAGGGGGGAUCAUGGUGACCAGGCAAACAGGAAGUUCAUCAUUCCUUGAUGACAAAGAAUGCACACAUGGAAACUGUCUCCAGCUGACUGAAGGGGACGUUCUAUGAAUACUUUCAGCCCGAGCAGUACUUCACCUUUAGUGAUCCUGCUGUUUGAAUGGGAGAAGCUUGUACCCUUAUUCAAGUCCUCCACCGGUGAACUCGUUCUCUCUGACUGUGUACCUCCACCGUGGUGUUGCUCUUUGUACGGAGCAGGUACUCCACCAUCUCAAACCUUUACUGUCUCAGACAAUGUGACUGGUGCAAAGCAGCAUGUAGGUCUCCAAGGGCCUGGGAUCACUGGAUCGGCUCCCUGAACCGGUCCGUCCCUUGUGGUAUAUACUUGUAACGUGUACAGCGGCCCUUGGACAAACCAGUGUAAUAUAUGCAAUAGUUAAGACCUUUACUCCAAUGUGUUCCACAGUCUACCAUGUUCUCUCAGACAAUGACUGACCGCAGUGUACCCUCAGCAUUCCCAGCCCCUUGUCUACACCUGUAGUCCAGUAAUGGAACUGUGCCUCAGUGACUUACUGCCUCAUAAGUGGCCCAUGGGGUUGUGGCGCUUUGUGGUUAGUACUUGAGCCUGACAUAAGGAAAGUCCUGAGUUCAGAUAUUUGCCUUGGUUCUUUUUGAAAACACUUUGCAUGUUCUCCCAGUGUUCGUGUGGGUUUCCUCUCACGCUUUAAACACAGGUCAGGUUCAUCAGAGACUCUUGAUAGCCCAUUUACACUUCGCCACCUCAUGCGUCUUGGGCAGUUAGCUAUCUGAUAUCAAACAAGCCAAGUAUAAAUGCAACCAAGAAGCACUAAAGCUGGAUUGAGAUCCGACACAUUUAAGCCAGGUGUUGAAAAGGUAUAGAAGCGUUCAUCUCUCAAAGCCGCAGACAUUAUCUUCACUUCUCCCAGGUGUAGCCACAUAGUUUGUCAUUGCAACCACUGGAUGAUCUGUUUGAUUAAAGGGGAACUCCACUAAUCUUAUACAACAGAGAGUUUCCAUGUUUUGGGGACGUCUGCUGUUUAGGUGGGGAAAAAGCUCUAUAAAGCCCUCUAGUGUCUCCAGAGGGUCUGAUAAAUGUCCUAAAAUGAUGUCACUUGAGUCAGGGUAGGGUAUGAAGUUUGAAUAUAAAAACUUGGGGUGUGGGCUGGGCAUUGGCUGGGUGAAUUACGAUACCAGUAACCUUCAAGUGAUACCAAUAUACCAGUCGUGUACUUCAUUCGAUACCCAUAAUGUGAAUGGAGUGGCAUGUAGUAAAUUGGAUAUAUAUAGUAUAUAUAGAAUAGUAUCAAGGAGUCAGGACUGUCCGUGAUCAGACCAUGGUGCAAAAAUGAUCAUCCAGGUAUCCUUUGAUUGGAGAAGUUUUGAUACUCAUUGGUACUCGGUCGAUACCUCGAAGGUAUCGAGUAAUGAUACCCAGCCCCAGGUGUGGAGUUAGAAAGAGGCCAGCUUUCCAGAUCUUUGUAGACUGCUCCUCAUCUCUGCUUCAGACUAGAGGCUGGAGGCUACUUUAGCUACUACUAGCCUUACACACCCGACUCUCCAACUGAACUAUAGAGUGGUGCAGGAAUGAGGACAAGGAGUUAGCAUUUUUGCACUUCAGGUUCCCUCGUCUUGAAGUCAAUGGGUUUUUUUAAAUGAGUUUCUGGUUAGGUGCCUGAAAUAAGGUCUGUGGUUAGCACAAGCUUAAGAGACUUUCUCAUUUCUAUGGCAUAAAAUACGGCACUAUGCCUCAGAUGGGUUCCUGCUGACCCACUUGUACCCCUUGUCUUUGCUUUCAAGUGGCUAAAUGAGACUACAGGACGUCAUCACGCCGAACCUGGCUCUACAGCCUAGUUGUGGUGGUGACAUUGACGUCAUGCGACCAUGGUGUAUUUUGUUCAAAGGGUAAAUGGACCUGCGCCUUUUGAGUCUUCCAACCACUCAAAGCCUUUUUACACUCCAUGUUAAAUUCAUUCAUCCACACAUGGCUGCUACUCAGUUAACCAUUUACAUGCACUUAAAAGCAAUUUGGGCAAUUUGGGAUUCAGCCAAAGGAUAUUUCGACAUGCCGGGAUGGAAUCGCCAGUCUUCCACUCAGUGAACGACCCACUAUGCAUCUUGAGCCACCGCCCCUCGCCCCAGUGGCGCUUAUAGCCUAACAUUAUCUUUUUACUUCCAGCGAUUACAUUUACAAUUCAAAAAAUAUAAAUCUGUGACGAUUAUCUCGGUGAACAAAACAUAUGAGUAUCAUAAACGUUUGUUUGCCACAGACCUUUUUUCUGCAGUAAUCCAAAAUCCAGUUGAAAAAUCCUGAUGGCUUUUUGACGAGGGAACUAGACUGAUGUCAACUUCCGGGUUGGCCUCCACAAAAAUGUCAGCGCCGCUCUACUUUAAAAGAGCUUUGGUUGCCCAGCCCUAACCACACCCGAACCAUUGUCAAUUUUCCAUGAUGACAAUCCAUACCAUGGCUGCCAUGUGCAGAUGUUGUUAAUUUGGCAGAUUGUUGCCAUUGGAUGUUAAAAAAAGCAUAAUCAUUGAACUUUAUCUGGGGUUCACAGGAUCGUCCGAUAUCCGUUCUUAUCUGGCGUUAGGGUUUAGAUAUGGUACCCUUGACACAGUUGGUGUACAGAGGGUUAAACGCAUUUGUCUGUUAGCUUUGAGAGAGAUUGACAACAAUAUCCUUCCCUGUUUUUCACCCAGUGCAUGCUGGGAUAGGCUCCAGCCCCUGGCCUUGAACAGGACUAAGUAGUAGUCUAAGUAGGUCUAAGAUGCGACCUUCUAAGUGUUGCACACACGUCCACAGGAUUCGGUCCCAGCUGAACUUAUGACCACCGUUAACCAUCAGCAGCCUGUCGGAUUUCAUGACACAAUCUGGUACUAAUUUCUGCAGCAACAGUUGAAUUCGUAAAACUUCUCUUAUUUUCAUUUGAAAGUCCUAAAUGGUGCUUUAUCUGAUUUAUUUGCUGGCUACAGAAUUUUUCACUUUGGGGCACAGAAUUACAGGAUUUUGCUGAUUAGUUCUUGCAGACGUUUAGACCUCUACGUAUAUGAUUAGUCUAAGUAAAUUUAAGAAUGAUUAGAAUUAGAUAACCGUCCUACUCUCCUGGUAAACUCACUGUACAGGCAGUCAGAUCAGAAGUACUUUAGUCAUCCUCGACGAGGCCUUACCCACGCACCUCGACGACCAAGAGGACAAGGCUGUGAUUAUGUUGCAUCUUCCCUGUAUUUUUUUUUUCUACAAUCUUUUGUACUGUUAUUUAUACUGUAUUGUAUUUAUAAGUGAGGGGAUGUCCUGAAGCUUUCCUCAAACGUUUUGUUUGUUUGCAGUUUUUUGAUGAUACGAUAAGAAGCAUCAGUCAAAGAGUAUGCCUUCACUUUGAAGCCUUUGCGUUUUGAUAUGUGUGUCUUUUCUAUUAUCUCUAAAGCUGGCUGGUUUUCUGUCACUCGGUGUAGGAAAUGUGCUGCGGUGGAGCUCGGUUCUGUUUCCAUAUAUAUUUCUCUUUCUGUUCACCACUUCCUCCGGUGGCGUCGUCAGGUUAUGUCAGGAUUUUUCUUCCACAUCAUGGAUAUCUCACUGUGUCAUAAAUUUCUGAGCCGCAUGAAUCCAGCAAGUGCUUCAGGCAGUUUACCGCAACAAAUGACAUGCAUUAAAAAACACAAAUUUCUGUAUGUAAUUUGUUGAAAAUGUAAAGACUGUAUGGAGGUCUUCGUUUUAUUGGUUGGAUAUUUUGAAUACAUACAUUGUAGAUCUUAAACACAUAGUUCUGGAAAAGAAAUGGUUCACAACACUCCCAUAAUAAACUGAUACAAGAGUUCAUCGACAACAGCUAUUAUAGAAAUAUUUCCAUAAGCUUUUGGAGAAGUAAAGAAUCAUGGGACGUCUACAGAAAGGUAAGGUGGUGGCAAAUUGUAGCAGCUGUCUGGUGUUUGUGUUUUUUAAGCUAUUUAUUUAUUUUAAUUUUUAAAAAGAAGGGAAUUUAAUUUAACAAAGGGACUAUGUGAAUGACUGGAUGGACACUGAAGCAUGCAUAUUUUUUUGUUUUGUUUCUGUGUGUGUGGAUUACACACACGCUGUAAUGUACAUCAUGUUGAAAGGUUCAGUUCUGAUCUGUCUGAGAACGGGUUGCUAAAUACUCAGGCUGUGCUACCGCUCCACC